Molecule: messenger RNA, 673 nt
Organism: Asparagus officinalis (garden asparagus)
Lineage: Eukaryota; Viridiplantae; Streptophyta; Magnoliopsida; Asparagales; Asparagaceae
Product: autophagy-related protein 8C-like
Exons: 6
Coding region: 121-483 (120 amino acids)
Biological process (GO): cellular response to nitrogen starvation
Source: RefSeq, a predicted model, not a curated record
UCGCGGGCCUCGGGAACUCCCCCCUCUAUCUCUCUGCUCUAUAUAUAUGUACCCUUAAAAAAAAGUUGAGAAUUUUGUAAUCAAUUGAUCGAAUUUAUUAGUUGAUUGAAAUCAGGAUUCAUGGCUAAUAGUUCGUUCCGGCUCGAGCACCCCCUCGAAAGGAGGCAGGCAGAAGCUGCUCGUAUUAGAGACAAGUAUCCGGACAGAAUUCCAGUGAUUGUUGAGAAAGCAGAAAGGAGUGAUGUUCCGGACAUUGAUAAGAAGAAGUACCUAGUUCCAGCUGAUUUGACUGUUGGUCAGUUUGUGUAUGUUGUUCGAAAGAGGAUCGGGCUGGGUGCUGAGAGGGCUGUUUUCAUUUUUGUCAAGAACACUUUGCCACCAACUGCUGCAAUGAUGUCUGCAAUCUAUGAGGAGAACAAGGAUGAAGAUGGAUUUCUUUACAUGACUUACAGCGGGGAGAACACAUUUGGGAUGUUAUUCUAAGGGAUUAGUCUUUUACUUUUCCCUCUCUGAAUAGAAACUUGGGUGGAGGGGUGUAUGUACUCUCAUUUCCAGCUUCUGACUUUUGGAGAUCACAAUCUUAAUGAGAUGUAGAUAUGAAAUCUGUAGGUUUCUGGAUUUAUUUGGAAUUUAAAUACUUAUUUCUAUAUUGGUGGUGAUUUCAGUUAUUUUA